GCUGUUCUCAGAUCCGGACCUCACUCUUACCCAGUUCUCAGUCUCGACAGUACCUGAUUUUGUGUGCCCUGUGAUUUCGUUUAUUUUCGAAUUGAGUUUUCGAAAAAGUUUCGGGAAAGCAUCAAAAAAAGAUUAGUUUUUGGUUCGAGAGCAGUGUUCGUCGGUUUCCAGACUCAUUAAGCAUUCAGUUUGCGAGCAAUUCCGAGCGAAGCCAAAGCCAUGUUCCAACUGAAGCAGAUCAAGGUCAUCCUGUGCAACUUCCUGCGCCGCGUCCUCCGCGCCUCGGCCAUCAACUGCGAGUUCUUCUCCAUCUGGGAGUGCACCCCGUCGCCGCCCAAGCCCAAGCCCAGCUACCCCCGGAUGGCGGUGCAGUACGUCACGAACAAGUUCAGCUGCUCGGAGGAGCUCUUCCCGUUCAUGUUCUACUUCGUGCUGGUGAUCAGCAUGUUUGGAUUCCUCCACAACUGCAUCGAGUUCCUGCGCGUGCUCCGCGAGAAGAAUGGCGUGCACCUGCUGAGGAUGUGGCGCCCGAGGCGCUUUGUGUUCUUCAACGAGGAGCAGCUGCGACGCUUCCGCAUCCUGGGCCACCUCUUGAUGCUCCUGGUCUGGCUGAUGCUGCUCUACGCCGUGGUUCGGGUCAAGCCCCAGCUGUUCACGCCCUGGCUGACCAUCUCGAGCAUCUCCAUGGCCAUCGACGGAUUCUUCGUGGUCGGCGAGGCUAUCUACCAGCGCCGGAUGAUUACACUGAGGACCUUCCUCCUCGUUGUUUGUCCGGUUCUUAAUAUGCACUGCGCGGCCUGCGUGAAGAAGAAGUUCGUGGGUGCGUACGCGGCCAGCGGCGAGCCGAGCCUCACCUGGUGGUGAUGCCUCUGGAGGUGCGGGUCCCUUCACUCAAGAUCUCUCACGGGCCACUAAAUCCUACACUUCAUAUCGUCCAAGCUUCCUACUCUGUUACCAUAAAGACAACAUGCCAAGUUGUAA
Messenger RNA from Drosophila ananassae, 981 nucleotides. RefSeq lists its product as uncharacterized. The record is from RefSeq and is a predicted model, not a curated record. The coding region runs from base 220 to 864 and encodes 214 amino acids. Lineage: Eukaryota; Metazoa; Arthropoda; Insecta; Diptera; Drosophilidae. The transcript has 4 exons.